This is a messenger RNA of Branchiostoma floridae (Florida lancelet), 2205 nucleotides long. Its product is annotated as elongation factor 1-alpha-like. Gene Ontology annotation, molecular function: translation elongation factor activity; GTP binding; GTPase activity. The transcript has 7 exons. Gene Ontology annotation, biological process: translational elongation; translation. The record is from RefSeq and is a predicted model, not a curated record. The coding region runs from base 81 to 1478 and encodes 465 amino acids. Lineage: Eukaryota; Metazoa; Chordata; Leptocardii; Amphioxiformes; Branchiostomatidae.
AUGUAUGCACGCUUAAAUUCUGCAGUGAGCUGUGAUUCCAAGCGAGUCAUACCGACCUCUCGGUCUCCACAAAAGACAACAUGGGCAAGGAAAAGGAAAAGAUUCACAUCAACAUCGUGGUCAUCGGCCAUGUCGACUCCGGCAAGUCCACCUCCACCGGUCACUUGAUCUACAAGUGCGGCGCCAUCGACAAGCGUGCCAUUGAGCAGUUCGAGAAGGAAGCUAAGGAGAUGGGCAAGGGCUCCUUCAAGUACGCCUGGGUGCUGGACAAGCUGAAGGCCGAGCGUGAACGUGGUAUCACCAUCGAUAUCGCCCUGUGGAAAUUCGAGACCACAAAGUACAUUGUGACUAUCAUUGAUGCUCCCGGACAUCGUGAUUUCAUCAAGAACAUGAUCACAGGAACUUCACAGGCUGACUGUGCCGUGCUGAUUGUGGCUGCUGGUACUGGUGAGUUCGAGGCUGGUAUCUCCAAUGACGGCCAGACCCGUGAGCACGCCCUGCUGGCCUACGCCCUGGGUGUCAAGCAGCUCAUCGUGGGAGUCAACAAGAUGGACUCCACCGAGCCCCCCUACUCUGAGGCUCGUUUUGGUGAGAUCACCGAGGAAGUGGGUGUCUACAUCAAGAAGAUCGGCUACAACCCCGAGUCUGUAGCGUUCGUGCCGAUCUCGGGCUGGCACGGCGACAACAUGAUCGAGGAGUCCACCAACAUGCCCUGGUUCAAGGGGUGGACCAUCGAGCGCAAGUCCGGUAGAUCCUCGGGCCACACGUUGAGGCAGGCUCUGGACGCCAUCGAACCUCCGUCCAGGCCUACAGACAAGCCCCUUCGUAUUCCGCUGCAGGACGUGUACAGGAUUGGCGGUAUCGGAACUGUGCCCGUCGGCCGUGUGGAGACCGGUAUCCUGAAGCCAGGCAUGGUGGUGACCUUCGCUCCCGUCAACAUCACCACUGAGGUCAAGUCGGUGGAGAUGCACCACGAGUAUCUGCCCGAGGCCCUGCCCGGUGACAACGUCGGCUUCAACGUCAAGAACGUGUCCCGCAAGGACAUCAAGCGUGGCUACGUUGCUGGUGACAGCAAUAACGACCCACCCAAGGAGGCUGCCAGCUUUGUUGCAGAGAUUGCCGUGCUGAACCACCCGGGCGAGAUCCAUGCCGGCUACGCGCCCGUUCUGGAUUGCCACACCGCCCACAUCGCCUGCAAGUUCGUUGAGCUCAAGGAAAAGAUUGACCGUCGUUCUGGCAAGAAGCUGGAAGACAACCCCAAGUCCGUGAAGUCUGGCGAUGCUGCUAUCGUCGAGAUGCUUCCGUCCAAGCCCAUGUGCGUCGAGGCCUUCUCUUCCUACCCACCCCUGGGUCGUUUUGCCGUGCGUGACAUGAGGCAGACCGUGGCUGUCGGCGUCAUCAAGUCCGUUAGCAAGACCGAGACGACCGGGAAGACCACCAAGGCUGCCCAGAAGGCUGCCGGCGGGAAGAAGAAGUGAUGGUCGCUUUACCUCGCUCCGCCCACCACCGUCACAGCCGCCAACGACACGACCACACUAGAGACUGCCAACUUGAAAUCAGGAGCCGCGCGUCUCAAGAGGGUCUGCAUGCCUUUUUUUCGUUAAGCGUUACGAGCCAUUUUAAUUCACCGUUAAUCGUUACCGACCCGUUCUUAUUCAACGUUAAGCGUUUUUGGUAUAUCAUUCGUGAAGCGUUAUUUGUCGUUUUAAUUCAGCGUUAAGCGUUAUUUGUUUUCCAGAAUUCACCGUUAAGCGUUACAGGGCCUCUUGGAUUUACCGUUAAGCGUUACUGCGCCCCCUGAAUUCACCGUUAAGCGUUACCAAGACCGCCCCAUGCGGACCCUCUCUCAACUUCGCAACCUUCGUUUCGGCCCUCGUCUGGUUACUCCAUAGUCGUAAGCUUCAUUGGAAACACUUCCGAAGGAAAAGUGGGACCGUAACGACAACACCAACAAAAAGGUCCCCAUGAUUUCAAAGUUGUUUACACCUAUGCCAAAAAAGGGCGUACGUUUUGACGCCAUUGUGAAAUACGAAAAACGAAGUCAACCAGAUGGUGUCUAACUUGUUUAUUUGUUUAUUUACUAAGUGAUUUUACAGUACACCGUUUUGUUUUUACUUUUCCUGUAAAAAUGAAUGUGUUCUGUUUUACCUUGGUUUUGAAACAUUUCUGUAAGGUGCUGGCAGAAUAAAAGAAUCGGUGACAUUA